Molecule: messenger RNA, 447 nt
Organism: Cercospora beticola
Lineage: Eukaryota; Fungi; Ascomycota; Dothideomycetes; Mycosphaerellales; Mycosphaerellaceae
Source: RefSeq, a predicted model, not a curated record
AUGAAACCUUCGCUUCUUUCGCUCGUUGCACUAAGCGUCUCUUCGACCUCCGCGGUGCCCAUCACGCGGUCUCUGUCUGAUCAUGCGACGUUGCCUCUCAUCAAGUAUCGCAACAAUCAUUCGAGCGAUCCCGGAGAUGUGCGCUCUUUUGCUUGCAGAAAGCAAGAUGACCUGAUCGCCGACACUUUACCACGCGCGCCUCCGGAAGCCGACAAGAUGGAGCUCGGACAUACACACCAGCCGUGCUCCAUGAAGAUUUCAAAGGGGGACUUCAAGCGUCAAGAUCCCAAAGUCGAACUCGUCGCCUUGCAAGAUAUGUUGACACAGCUGCUCGACACCAUCCUGAAACCAGCGGAAGGCCGAACUCCUGUACCCACCGAGUCACCGCACGAGGCAGACUUCGGCAUUAGUACAGAGCAUGGUGGGGAUAUUGGCAGCCAACGUUAG